Messenger RNA from Microstroma glucosiphilum, 1107 nucleotides. Its product is annotated as Pex19-domain-containing protein. The coding region runs from base 1 to 1107 and encodes 368 amino acids. The transcript has 4 exons. NCBI's taxonomy places the organism in Eukaryota, Fungi, Basidiomycota, Exobasidiomycetes, Microstromatales, Microstromataceae. The record is from RefSeq and is a predicted model, not a curated record. Gene Ontology annotation, cellular component: peroxisome; peroxisomal membrane. Gene Ontology annotation, biological process: protein import into peroxisome membrane.
AUGUCUUCUUCACACAAGAACAUCAAGGAGGAGGCGCAAGACGAUGACGAUGACGUUGAUGAGCUCGAUGACGUUCUCGAUCAAUUCGACCCCUCCUCUUCGACUACCCCCGCCAAGCCUGCUGCAACUACCACAACAGCGUCACAGCAGCUGCCGUCUGGCAGGACAAGAGUCGAGGAUGGCCCACAAGAGGACGGCUUGACCCCCGAAUUCGACGAUCUUCUCUCGCAGCAAUUCGCCAAGGAGCUCGCAAAGGGCAUGGAGGACAUGUUCGGCGCAGGAGCAGGAGCAGCGGCUGCAUCCGGAGGCUCUACGGCAGGCCCAGCAGCAGGCGCAGGUGGAGCCCAGCCUGAGAUGAGCGAGGAAGAGAUGAUGAAGCAGUUUGAGAAGAUCAUGCAGGAGAUGGGCCUUGGUGAGGAAGGAAUGGCCGCCUUGGGCGGCGGCAGCGCUGCCGGAGCAGCUCCACCAGCCGGCACAAGAGGUGCUGCUGGAGGCUCUGCGCCUUCCACCUCGGGCGAUCCUGCCAACUUCCAGGAUGCCAUUAAGUCAACCAUGUCUCGUCUGCGGCAAUCGCAGGGCUCAUCUGGAGCAGGUUCUUCUUCGAAAGCAGGAGGCGCAGAUCCCUUUGCGGACUUCAGCGAUGAUGACAUGGCGAAGCUGUUGCAGGGACUGGGUGGAGAAGGAGGUCUGCCUGAGGGUGAAGAGGGAAUGGCUAGUAUGCUGGAGAAGAUGAUGGGCGAACUGAUGAGCAAGGAGGUGCUGUACGAGCCUCUGAAAGAGCUGAGAGACAAGUACCCGCCGUACUUCGCCUCUCCACCAACAUCACCUGCUCCGACUGAGGACGACUUGCAGCGCUACCACGACCAACACGACUGCGUUUCGAAGGUGGUGAAGCUUUUCGAGGACCCGGACUUUGACAGUGGCAGCGAGAGCAGGAAGAAGGAGCUGCGGGAUCGGGUCAGCGAAUUGAUGAAUCAGAUGCAAGAGAGCGGUGCUCCUCCUCCAGAGGUGGUGGGUGAUAUGCCAGCCGAGCUUGAGAACAUCCCAGGCUUUGGCGGCGCAGGGGGCAAUGGACAGCCGGGCGACGAGGAGUGUAUUGUCAUGUAG